CAACCAGGAUCGAAAAUAUCGACCCGUUACUGUCUUUGAGAAUUUUUCACGUUAUCGUCGUCUGGAAACAUAAUUUCUGCAAAAUUGUGAGCAAAGUGAUAGGAAAAAUGAAUUUAAAGCUGAAAAUAAUUGUGCUGCUUGGGACACUGCUUUGUUCGGCUUCGGCACAUUACGGCGGUCCGUUUUUGUUCUGGGGAGUGGAUGAUUUGAAGGAUGUCGAAGUGCCUGCUCUAGAAGAGUUCGACGAUAAGUUUCUGCGAGACUUGUACUCGAACUCAGCUGCGGUCGUAGUGUUCCUGCGGAACGGGACGGCAAAGCUAAGCGAAGAUAACUAUCCUAGCUUUCGACGAAUCGUCGAAAGACACCAGUACGUGUACAGCCCACAGGAGGCUCUGAGCUCUAACCCGAUGGACUACAAUGUUAACGCUGAGAUUAUCAAUCUAGUCGGAUCACCCUCCCAGCAAGACAUUGAGCUGUCUGCGCUGUACCGCGAUUCGGUCGCUAACUAUGGUGACCGCAAGGUGCUGGGAAUACUGGCCACUCGCUGGGACGAACCAAACCACGUGCUGUACAAGCGGGAAGCCAAAGCUGGUGACGAUGCGGGUCCCAGCACCACCACACCGGCCGGACCGACAGAUGAACCGGAGAUCGACGAUGCAAUUUAUUACGUACCCGGCAAGGCCCUGAUCUAUAUAACCGCGGCUCCGGUUCUGGCCAUCAACAGUACCGAUGACGAGUACGUACUGAACAAGCACACCGUCGCUACGUACGACGCACGGGAACGGGAGAGUAAACUGAUCGUUACGUUCAAGGUGGAGGAUACUACCAAGUUGACUUUGAAAUUCCGUUUCGAAAUGGACUCUGGCUACUGGACGAUGCCAAAGGUGGACGUUUUCCUGAUCGACACCAAAAGUAAGGAUGGCAGCAAGAGUGUUGAUACCACGCUGGAAAUCGAAGGCGACGCCCCAUACGCUCCGAUUGGAUUUUCAUACUCCUGCUCCAGACAGUUGGUAUUUCGCAAUGGAUCCACGGUAUUAACGUUGGAAAACAUUCAGGUUCAACCAGCACUCGAAGGCAGCACUAAAUUCGGCAGCGCCUGGGACUGCAUCGGAUUCACAACGGGUCCCAUCUGGUCCGGUCUGUUCAUAACGUCGUUCAUGGCGGUCGGUUUAUCGAUUGCUAUUUGUGCUAUACUGGACAUCAAAACACCGAACCGGUUCGAAUCCCGUACUGGAAAGCAGCUAACAUUCACUGUUCAAGAGUAAGAAGAUCCCGCAUUAUGCUGCUUGCCUUUAGAGAUGGCCUGGUGACACCAUCUUCCAUCUUCCCGGGUAAGGUCAAGGCAAUAACGCCGUAUGUCACAGAUUCGAAAACAGCUCUUUUCCAACUAUACAUUGUGGAACUACAGUCUGAAUAAGCGUAACCGAAAUAAGCACAUACUGUUGGGUAUAGUAACAAAUCCUGCCGUGCAUACGACCGGACAGAGAAAAUAGCAAAUAAAAAUAGUCAUUAAGUUAAAAGUUAAUCACCGCUUCAACCUUCUGAACCAACUAUCUACGCAGAGCGAUUAAUAAAGCGAAAGACAAACUGCACUUUCCUCAUCGGUUUUCCAUCUCAAAGAAACGCAUAAACGCCGAGCGACGGAUCAAUUGAAACGGCAGCAUUUUUAUCUUGAUGUUACAGGCCUCCCGUUUUACUACCGACAACUCAUUUGCAACCCCUUGACGUCGUCACUCCGUUUGAUGUCCGGCAAGUGAAAUUUAAUCGAUACUAAGGUUCAACGUUUUAUUGGAUACGUACUCAUGUUCCGUUUUGUACAACAAGUGCGUCAUCUUAUCUACAAUGUUCAGUUUCAACAGUGCAGUCCCUAAAAAAUUAGACACGGCAAAUGACUCCAACUAAAUGAUGACUGUCUUAGGAUUACCCGUGCCGACAUGGUAAUAGAAAAAUAAAAUAGAACAUGAAAAAUAAGACCUCGAUUAUGUCAUUCUCACAGUGAUUCAUUAACAGUUGUUUAGAUAUUCAUCGAAUAAUAAAAGUGAUAACCGUUA
Molecule: messenger RNA, 2051 nt
Organism: Wyeomyia smithii (pitcher-plant mosquito)
Lineage: Eukaryota; Metazoa; Arthropoda; Insecta; Diptera; Culicidae
Exons: 4
Coding region: 108-1265 (385 amino acids)
Cellular component (GO): proton-transporting V-type ATPase complex
Source: RefSeq, a predicted model, not a curated record